Molecule: messenger RNA, 1611 nt
Organism: Conger conger (European conger)
Lineage: Eukaryota; Metazoa; Chordata; Actinopteri; Anguilliformes; Congridae
Gene: vdac3
Product: voltage-dependent anion channel 3
Exons: 9
Coding region: 119-970 (283 amino acids)
Biological process (GO): monoatomic anion transmembrane transport
Cellular component (GO): mitochondrial outer membrane
Molecular function (GO): voltage-gated monoatomic anion channel activity
Source: RefSeq, a predicted model, not a curated record
CCCACGGCGAGGAUUGCGCCUGCGCAUUGCACACCCCUCUCUCCUUCACCGUGCCCUAGCGCUCCAGUACGACCCGAAGCACCGUGCUGCCUAGUGCUGCUCACAACGAAACGACGCCAUGGCUGUUCCUCCCGCGUAUGCUGACCUGGGCAAGUCUGCCAAAGACAUCUUUGCCAAGGGCUACGGUUUCGGGACCGUGAAGAUCGAUCUGAAGACAAAGUCCCAGAGUGGAGUUGAGUUUAACACCUCUGGCUCCAGUAACACGGACACAGGGAAAGCUGGAGGUAACCUGGAGACCAAGUACAAGGCGAAGGACCUGGGCCUGAGUUUCAGUCAGAAGUGGAACACUGACAACACCCUGACCUCUGAGAUCACCCUGGAGGACCAGUUGGCUCAGGGGCUGAAGCUGACCUUUGACACAUCAUUUGUACCAAACACGGGGAAGAAGAGCGGGAAGUUGAAGACCGGCUACAAGCGCGACUACAUCAACCUGGGCUGCGACGUGGACUUCGACUUCGCCGGGCCGACCGUGCACGCGGCGGCGGUCCUGGGCUACGAGGGCUGGCUGGCCGGGUACCAGAUGGCCUUCGACACCUCCAAGUCCAAACUGGCCCAGAACAACUUCUCCCUGGGCUACAAGGCCGGGGACUUCCAGCUGCACACCAACGUGAACGACGGGACUGAGUUUGGCGGCUCGAUCUACCAGAAGGUGAACGCGGAGCUGGAGACGGCGGUGAGCCUGGCCUGGACGGCCGGCAGCAACAACACUCGCUUCGGCAUCGGAGCCAAAUACCAGCUGGACAAGGACGCGUCCCUAUCUGCCAAAGUGAACAAUGCCAGUCUGGUGGGAGUGGGGUACACACAGAGCCUGAGGCCAGGAGUGAAGGUCACUCUCUCCGCCCUCAUCGACGGCAAGAACUUCAAUGCCGGGGGCCACAAGCUUGGGCUUGGGUUCGAGCUGGAGGCGUAGAGACGAGAGGAGUGCCGGGAGAGGAAGAACCCCAACGGGAAGAUCUGGGAAAACGAGUCGCCAAGUCCCAGAGUCCACUCCGAGAGAGGAAACGUACACACACCCACACACACACACACACACACACACACACACCCCCAGCACAGUUUUGGCCUUAACCCUGAAGUCCUCCGUACACCUUGAUAACCUGUACUGCAACAAAACUCACAAAAACCACGAGACUCACUCUACAGGUUUCCAUGCCGACUGCUCCAUUCUGAUGUCACUCCGUUAACACUCCCAGUCUCCCUCACCCUUGACCUGGAAAUACUUCGCGUGGUUACAGGAGAAACUGUGUACAGUUUUGAGUAGAUUUAUUUUUAGUAGGUGAGUUGGAUGGAAGGCAGAAUUUCCUGAGUAUGCGUAGGAGAGUGUGUCCUCUCUGUUAGGCUGGGUUGUUGCAUAUUUACCUGUAGGUUUGAUUGUUUAAUUCACAUGCCUGCCCAUGAGUGGCAUCCAUUUUGAAUUGUGCAGAAGAUGGAAGUCAUUCUUUUUUCUUUCUUUUUUUUUUUCUGCCACUGAUUUAAGCAGCAUAUUAAUGAAGCCUGGGAGUUGUGUUGAAGUGGUGACUUGUUUUUAAAUAAAAGACAACUUUAAAUCAA